AUUUCGGUUUAUUUACAUUUUUAGUCCGCGGUUAUAUCGAAAAUGUUUUUGUAAAAAUAGAUAGCCAAAAUAAUCAAUCAAGCAAUAAUUUACCAGAAUCUUAAUUUAUUACAAGGCUAUCGUGACCCGUGGUGAUUGAACUUGAUGUCGGAUUGACCGAUUUCAAUAAGAUACGAUUUCAUAUCAAUCGGAUUUGUUGACUGAUGUUAUGCAAAACACAUCAUUGACCUUCUAGGGCUUCUCGGGAUCGAUCGCUGAAAAAUGCUUCUAAGGCAAUUUGUAUCGGCAAGCAACGCCAUCGAGGAAAUCUACAUCGUGAAGCAAGAGAACGAAAGCGACGAUGAGGGGAAUCCACCUUUGGCAAAAAUGCUACCGGAAACAGGAACGGUUCCAGUUUCGAUGACUGCUACCGUUCCUUCAUUUAGUGAAACCGAUUUACCUCCUAUUGCAGUUGACAUUAAAAGUGAACCGGAGGAGGAGGAGGAAGUGGAUAUUAAAAAAGAACUGGUCGUUGACAAAACCGAACCAUUUCCGGAACUGAAUCCGGCUUCUGAAAUUAAGAGUGAUAACGAAGAUGAUAUUCCACUAGCGGUUCGUCUGAGGAAAUUGAAACGUUCAAAUUCAGUUAAUAAAGGAAAGAGACUAAAACACCAGGAUAGUUCUGAGACAGAUGAUGAACAUGAUGCCAGCGGAUAUAACGACGGCGACAAUUCUGUCAAUGGCGAAAGUGAUGACGAGAAAUGCUCUCGCCAGGAUUCCAACUGUAAUAUUUGUUUGACAAAAUUUCAAUCUCUAAGUGAGCUGAAAGUUCAUCUCCGCAAGACGCAUAACGAUAUGAUCCCGUUCCGAUGCAAACAGUGCGCAUCGAGUGAGGUAAAGUCGGUAUUUUGUCUCAAUCGGCACUUUGAGAUGCACGAUCUGGCCAAAUCCCAUAAAUGCAGCUACUGCGAGGCUCGUUUCUCAACAGGAAUCAACCGAACGGCUCAUCAGAGGCGGUUCCACAAGGUGGAUCUAGAGAACGACACCAUCCGGAACGCCAAUCGACGCUUCGUUUGUCGAUAUUGCAACAAGAAGUUCGCUGCCAAGUUCAACCUUGAAAGGCAUGAAAAGAACCACGAAAUGAAGAUUACCGACGAUGAGGAAUUUCUCAAUCGUCGCAAUAAAUGCUAUCUUUGCGAUUUGAAACCUUGCGAUACCAAGGAAGCGCUCAUCGAACACCUGAGCACUCACGUCGAUAAGCUGCCUUACAUGUGCCUCCAGUGCGAGGAACCGAACACUUUCACGUCCGUUCGGUUGUUGAAUAAACAUUUGGCAUCGCACGAAGAACCGGAGAAGCCCAUCAAGUGUGUCUACUGCAGCGAACGGUUUAUUUCGGUAGUUGCCUGCCACGCGCACGAGAGGACACACGUCCAAGAAAAGGAAGCCGAUGAGAAGGCCACCGCAAAAAUAGAAGCAGAGAGGAUUUCAACCAAAAUCAUCAUCGUUGAUGGGAUGAAACGCUACGAAUGUGGAUAUUGUGGGAACUCCUAUUCACUGUUGAGUACUCUCCGCAGACACGAGAACAUCCACACCGGAAAAAUUCAAUACGUUUGCAAAAUUUGCGGUAAAAUAUUCAACAAAUCUUCCUGUUUGCUGCAGCACGAGAGAACCCAUUCCCAGGAUGCGCCGUACAAGUGUGAGAUUUGCAGUCGUGGAUUCAAGGAAACCAUUCGGUUGAUUGAGCACCGUCGUAUUCACAGUGGAGAAAGGCCUUUCACUUGUCCCAAUUGCUACAAAAGCUUCCGCAUCAAGCCCCUUCUCAAGGAACACAUCCUCCUGUGCAUGGCCCCGGACAUCAGUUUAGAAUGUGAGUGUCGCUUCUGUUCCAGCGUCUUCGGCAGUUAUCGACAGCUUUCCGAGCACAUUCACCAGGAGCACCCGUUGGCAAUUGAAGAAACCAAGUGCGAAUUUUGCGAUCUGAAAUUCAAAGACAGUUUGCUGUUGACAGAGCACGAACAUAACCAUCGGAAUCCCAAUUCGAUCAAGUGCAAUGUUUGUGGCCGGAUCUUCAAGCAGCUUUCAAACUUGCGACGACAUCAGCGCCUGCAUAGCAAUGAUGCGGUUCCGUAUCAGUGCGACAUGUGCGGGAAAAGUUUUUCGCAGGCCGGUGCCCUCAAGGUUCACAAGAGGAUCCAUUCAGGAGAAAAGCCCUACAAGUGUGACUUGUGCGACAAGCAUUUCUACCACAGUUCAACUAUGAGUCGACACAAACGAUCGCACUACAAAUCCAAAAGCAAGCUGUUCUUAUUUAAUGAUGACGCUUUAACAUCUCACCCAAUCGAUGAGCCCCAAUUGGAAACGAAGCCCGACGUAACCAUAAUCACCAUUGCAUCGAUCAGCGAUUGCAUCAACGCGCAGACGAUUGUUCCCGACACGAUGCUCAGCAUCGAGCAACCAUCGUUGGCGAUUCCCGCUUCGGUCGAAGCUCACAAUCUGAUGGAGAUAGCUGAGAAUGCGCAAGUGCCUCACGAUGUUCGGCCGCAGGAGGUUCAGUUGUCUAGUUUUGAUAUGACCACCGAGCCGGGUAUCGUGUGUCCGACAGAUGUGGUGAAGACGUCGCUAGAUGAAGACGCAUCGCUGUAUGUGCUGGUUGGACAGCAAAACGCAACAAAUGAUUAUGUUCCGUUCGGAUCCCAGUGUGGCUGAAUGUUUUGAAAGGACCCAUCGAUCACUUAUUGCUGCUGGGUAUUUAUUUCACUAUAGCUGCUGAAUAAACAUCAGCAGCAACUCGUAAAUCUUUGAUUGUUUUUUUUUUCAUCAAGCAAAUUUUUACCAAUACUUUGUAUAUAGAUCAAAUGAACUACCAAUUUAUAGUUUAAUUGUUUUCUGAAAAUAUAUGUUCUAAUUAAA
This is a messenger RNA of Armigeres subalbatus, 2889 nucleotides long. Its product is annotated as zinc finger protein 678-like. Gene Ontology annotation, molecular function: RNA polymerase II cis-regulatory region sequence-specific DNA binding; DNA-binding transcription factor activity. Gene Ontology annotation, biological process: regulation of transcription by RNA polymerase II. The transcript has 3 exons. Bases 262 to 2685 code for a protein of 807 amino acids. The record is from RefSeq and is a predicted model, not a curated record. NCBI's taxonomy places the organism in Eukaryota, Metazoa, Arthropoda, Insecta, Diptera, Culicidae.